Thalassophryne amazonica is the source of this 8216-nucleotide messenger RNA. RefSeq names its product capicua transcriptional repressor a (gene cica). NCBI's taxonomy places the organism in Eukaryota, Metazoa, Chordata, Actinopteri, Batrachoidiformes, Batrachoididae. Gene Ontology annotation, molecular function: RNA polymerase II transcription regulatory region sequence-specific DNA binding; DNA-binding transcription factor activity, RNA polymerase II-specific. Gene Ontology annotation, biological process: regulation of transcription by RNA polymerase II. Gene Ontology annotation, cellular component: nucleus. The transcript has 22 exons. Bases 389 to 7984 code for a protein of 2531 amino acids. The record is from RefSeq and is a predicted model, not a curated record.
CUUCAUUCACCAUUUUGCGACUGUAGUGAAGAAUGUCCAGGGCAGUAGUUUUUCCUGCUUCUAAGUUGCUUUCUGGGAGAAACAUGAAGGGACGCUGACCGGCAGCUGCGGACGGCCGGACAGCAGGCACUAUUUGAAGCGGCGGACUGAGCGUGGAACGUUGUCGGCGGUGAGUCGUCCUCCUGCAGCACUGCGGUCUCUGGAAUUGAGGGGCAAGUGACAAACUCACGCAACCAACUCCAGAUAGAAUGAAAGAGAGCUGGUCGGGCAGGGGAAGAAAAUAAGGAGAAGAGAGGAGGACAAGAAUAAAUCAAAGCAGACCAAGAACCUCUGGGAUAAAUAAAAAAAAAAAAGUCUUGUUAAAAAGAGAGCAACGGCAGAUGAUAAGAUGAAGCCUAUAAAAAAGCCGAGCCGACGCUCACCACCAUCCACCCGGGCUAAAGGGGGGAAGCGGCGAGGAGCUGGGGAUGCCCCAGAAGGAGGUGAAAAAAGAGACUCGGAGGACAACAGGGACAGAAGCAGAUCCCACCACAGCCAGACUCCCUCGUCAUCUUUUUCUAGUAAUUCACAUUCAGAGGACUUUGAAGCAGUCCAGGCAGAUCCGGUCAGAGUGCGGGACACAUCAGAGGGGGAAGGAAUUCACAGAGCGAGCCAAGGGCUGACAGAGACAAUAGUAUCACUUGUGUUGGAAUCCGGUAAACUGGUGACAUCCUCGGAUGAUAGAUCAGAGAGGUCAGCUAUGAGUGGUGGCAGCCACAGCGAUAGUGGUGGUAGUAAUAGUGGUAGUAACAGCAGUACACCAAGCGCCAAUAACAGCCCUAACCCUGCCUCCAGCCGCAAAACAGUCACGUUCAAAGCACGUGUUCCCAAGAAGAAGUACACUUCUGAACAUUGCUCAUCUACCACUGCUGUUAGCCAUAGCAACUCUGCCUCCAUCACAGUCCCUUCUCUUCCUGUGAGUGUUGGUACUCAUACUGUCAUCAGCCCCGGGUCAGACAUCAGCUCUUCACAACUAGUUCGAAAUAGUAAAAGCAGGAGCCUGAUAGAAGACUUUCAGAGCAGGACUAGUGUCAAGGAUGCCCUCGAGAAUGGUUCCUCUGGGCCUCCUACCCUGUUGCCACAAGAGGAUAGGGUACAGCUGGGAGAAUCUGAAAGCAUGAGAGAGAGAGAUGAAGAGCGGGUUUCACCUACACCUUUGCCCCGCUGUUCAUCAACAGACACUGCCAGCGAGCACUCGGCAGACCUGGAGGUUGUUGAUGAUGCGCGCACACCCACACAGAUGUCUGUACAUGCACCGCCUAGUCUCUCAGAUGCAUUAUCUGAUGCACUGGCCAAAGGGCUGAAGAAUCAGCGAGUCCUUGCUCGACAGCUCAGGAGAAGUGAUGGGGAAGGAGGGGAAAAAAGAGAGCGAAUGAGGGAUUUGGAGUUAAUGUUCCGGGCUGGAGUAGUACGUAAGGUCAGUGGUGAGUAUGGAAGUCUGGAGGUACAAUUAAAUGGGGAGAAAUCACUGUCAUGUUAUCCCUACCGACAUGACAGUCCUCCAGGAGUGGUGGACAUUAUCUUGGAUGCCCCACCGCCUGGUGUCCACCCAAUACCAGUUGGCAGCCGUGUCUGUGUUCCCUUUGGCAAUGAAGAGGGGAGCGAAGGACAGUGGCAGUGGUACAGAGAAGGUGUGGUGACCAAGGUUGAUACACACCCUGCAGUGGCCAACCGCUAUCGUGUCCAGUUAGCCAACGAAAGGUCUCCCUCAUUGCAAGAGGGCAAGGAUGUCAGAUUGUCAGCUGGUGCUACCCAGGCAGUGUGGGUGUCCAGACAAACCCUCCGGCUUUUGGUGCCACCUUGGGACCUAGACCUGCCCUCUGGAGCAGGAGGGGAAGGACAGCAGGGGGUCAGAGACAAGGAAAGAGAGCAGGAGGACAAAGAGGAGAUGGAUGUUGAGCAAGAACUGUGUCGCUUAAGCCAGGGAAUAACACCUGGGGUAGGGCCAGUCUUAGGAAGAGGAAUACCCUUUCAAGGCAUGGUCCCAUCAUCUUCAUCAUCAGGCAACAAAAUCACUUCUCCAGCAACUCCAGCCUCAGUUCUCACGAUAGCACAUGGGAGAGAGUGGGAGGUAGACAAAGAUGUGGAGAGAGAGAGGGAGCUCCAGAGAAAACAGGAGAGGGAGAGAGAACGAGAAAGGGAGAACAAUGCAAAACAGCAACAACAACAACAGCACCACCACCACCCUUACAUGCCACUCACGCCUGAAGAAGACAUGGAAGUGUCCCACUUCAACAUGGUCCCUAUGGGGGCAAUCAUACCAGGGGCCAACCCCAUAGCUGUACCACAGCACCGCCACAUUGUCUCUAAGCCCCCACCUAGCUACCUCAGUCCCCAUAUGUCAGUUGUGCGGGGCAUCGGGAUCCCUUCCGCCCAUUUGGCUUUGAAUCCCCACCCACCUCCUUCACCGGUCCUGCUAGGUCUCGACCCAGCAGCAGCAACUGUAAUUACCACACCCCAGCUCCCACCUCUUCCACCCAUCUCCUCCUCCACUGCAUCUUCCUCCAGAAUAGAAAAGGCUUCAGGAGGUGGUUCUUCAGGUGGAGGAGCAGGAGGUGGUGGGGGCUCUGGAUCAGGUUCAACCUCCUCCUCUUCUUCACGUUCCCGCACACCACUGACAGCUGCCCAGCAAAAGUACAAGAAGGGAGAUGUAGUAUGCACACCAACAGGUAUUCGCAAGAAGUUUAAUGGAAAACAGUGGAGGAGGCUGUGCUCAAGGGAGGGCUGUUCUAAAGAGUCACAGCGCCGAGGAUACUGCUCCAGACACCUCUCAAUGAGGACCAAGGAAAUGGAGGCCAGUGGAGGUGCCCGGGAACGAGGAGGAGCCAGCAGCACGGGGACCCUGACACCGUCUGACCUCCGAUUGAGCGGUGGUAGAGGUAGCUCUGAGUUUGACUGGGAUGAGACAUCACGGGAAAGCAGUGAAGCCAGCAGCCGUGGAGGAGACUCCCAUCCCCGCCUUGUGCUUUCUUCCCUGCUCCCACAGGACCUCUCUCGCUUUGACUUUGAUGAAUGUGAGGCAGCAACUAUGCUGGUCUCUCUGAGUGGUUCCCGCUCAGGUACACCCUCAUUUUCCCCUAUUUCCAACCAGUCACCAUUCUCUCCAACCCCAUCACCUUCACCCUCACCGCUGUUUGGUUUCCGCCCUGCCAAUUUCAGUCCAAUUACUCCUCCUGCUUCACGCCGCCAUCGUCAGCUCAGUGGCAAUAAAAUGAGCACGCCAUGUGCUGAGCGGGAGCGCCACCUCUCUGGCAUUGUGCCCACAUUUCAGACCAAUCUCAAUCUAACUUUUACAGUGCCCAUGAGCCCCAGUAAGCGGAAGCUUGAUGCCCAUCCACCCCCUCCUCUACCUGCAGUCCAAGAUUACCAAACCAAACCUGAGCAGCAGCAACUGGUGGGUGUAGGGGGAGGAGUGGUGGGAGACCCGAUGUUGGGCCACAGCCCGGCCUCCUUCAGAGUCCUUUCCCCUCAGAGUCAGCCCACAACCCCAUCCUCACUUUCCUUCCCUCGGCCUCGUAGUGCCACCAGCAGGCCACCAUCCUCUGCUGCCUCUACUCCUCCGCCAAUGCUGGUCUCUCCCACGCCACCCUCCCCUCUGCCCCAGGAACCCUCCCCACGCCGCAUUGUGCCCCUCCGAGAUUCUCCAGUCAUUGUCCGCAACCCAGAUGUUCCUCUAGCCAAGUUCUCUGAUGGCCCACUAGGAAGGAGAGGGAGUAGGUCAAGGGAACACAGCCAGUUGCAACACACUGCUCCUCCAGGUCUCCAAGUGCCAGUCCCCAUCAACGGAGCCACCACCAACGGUGCAGUUCUCCUUCGCAACCCCACAUCGACACUGGUCUUGGUUACCUCCAGCUCGUCCUUGACCCCAGCCACCACUGGCCAUGGUGCCAUGUGCAGCUCUUCCAACACCGGUUCGAUGUCCACUUCCACAGGCCUGGUUUUGUCGUCUUCUGGUUCUGGUGGUAGAGAAAGGAAACCUGAGGGACACCAGGAUGCCUCCACAGGGAUGCUGCAGCAGCCAGUCGCCUGUCACCCCACACCCACGGCCCUGCUGCCGCUCAUACUGCCGGCAGAAUCGCCUCACCCCACCCCACGGAAGCAAAUCAUCAUGGGACGUCCAGGAACAGUUUGGACUAAUGUGGAGCCUCGGUCAGUGCCAGUGUUCCCUUGGCAUUCACUUGUCCCUUUCCUGGAGCCCAGCCAAUCAGGAGCGUCGGCUCAGCCUACUGAUGGCCAACAGCUUGUCAAUCAAGGCAAAGAGCCUCGCUGUGGUGUGGCUCUGGUGAGUGAUGGACGGACCGGCCCUUCAGAUAUGGAUCGGGGAUCCCCGUCAUGCCCUCCUCCGACCAAUGACAAUCCUUCUACUGAUAGGGGAGGGGCUGACAGUGAGACAGAGAGUGACACAGAUGACCCCUUCUCCCCAGGUGUGGGCAAUGAUCCAGCGCCAUCCACUGGCACCUUCAAGAGGCGCACACAGUCCCUCAGUGCCCUGCCCAAGGAUGGAGACAGGAAGAAGGACAAGGACCACAUCCGCCGUCCCAUGAACGCAUUUAUGAUCUUCAGUAAACGCCACCGAGCACUUGUACACCAGCGGCAUCCCAACCAGGACAAUCGAACCGUCAGCAAAAUUCUGGGUGAGUGGUGGUACGCUCUGGGACCCAAUGAAAAGCAGCAGUACCAUGAUCUGGCCUUCCAGGUGAAGGAAGCUCACUUCAGAGCCCAUCCAGACUGGAAAUGGUGUAACAAGGACCGCAGGAAGUCGCUGUCAGAGGGCCGCGGGAUGCUGAAAGAGCCUCGGGAGAGGAGCAUGUCAGAAAGCAUAGACCCCCAUUCGGACUCUCACGCCUUGGAAGGGAAGGGAGGAGGCUCAGGCUGGACAGGGGGAUCAGAUCGCCAAUCAGGCCCAUUUGGGGUGCAGCACCCCCGUCCCCGUGCAUUUUCUCAGAGUGCUGUACACACCCUGGAGCGGCGGGAGAGAGAGAAAGACUUGGAAAAGCAGGACAGGGGAAGUUUGUUUCACACCCAACCUCCAUCUCAAACCCGGUACCAGGGCGGGGCCAGUGAGGAUGUGACCAGUGAUGAUGAGCGCAUGGUCAUCUGUGAGGAAGAGGGAGAUGAUGAUGUCAUGGAGGAUUUAUGUCCCGAAGGCUCCAUUGACCUCAAGUGUAAAGAAAGAGUGACAGACAGUGAUGAAGAUGAGCCAGACGGACAGCAUGGCUUCCAGCCAGUGGUGCACUCCUCUGUCCCCUCUUUUUCCCUCUCUAACCCUCAUGCCGAUUCCAUGUCAGCUAAAGGGAACGCAGGAGGAGGAGGAGCUGAAGACAGUUCUGAGAUGAAAAGAAGGCGCGGUGCGGGCGAAGGAGAGGAAGGCACUGAAGGAGGUUCUACCAGAAUCGAGACAGCAGCAGCUGUCAGAGAAGGCGGUGGAGGAGGCGUGCAUGGAGUUCCUCCAUUUGUCACUGGCUCUGCAGUCAACACGCAGUCUCCGUUCACUUUGGCCCAGCAGGGUCUAACCCAGGUCCUCGGCACCGUCCGCAUGGCUCCCACCAUCAUGACCAAUGUGGUGCGACCCAUUGCCAGCACGCCCAUUCCCAUUGCCAGCAAGCCAGCUGAGGGCCUCAGCUCUUUGCCACAAGACAAGAAGGCCGCUCUGCUGAUUGGAGGGAGUGGACCCCAGCAGCUGCCAAUCACUGCAGGGGGUGGAUACCUGGCUUCAUCCUCCUCCCCCAGUUCUGUCAGUGUAAACACUGUGGGGUGCAACGGCUUGGCCACUAGUUUAGUUCUGGGAGGGUCUUUCCCAGCUUCUCAACCAGUGCAGCUCCUAACCCCACAACCCCCACAGCCUCACGGCCCUGCUCCUCUACCCCUGCUCCAAUCCCAGCUUCAACCCUCUGCCGCCACUUCGGCCGUCCCAAAUCCGCUCGCUCAGGUCCAGUACAUCCUGCCCACCAACAGCCCGUCGUCCCCUCAGCUCACCCACCAACCAACCAGCAUCCUGUCCCUGCCCUCGGCCCUGCCGACAAACACUGCCUUGGCCAAUGGCGUCCACUCAGGGGCAGGAAUCAGAUUUGCAUCAGUCAGUCCCGGGUCCAGAGUUCAAACCCAGUCACCAGUGUUACAGAGCAAGAUGUUGGUUCCCAUGGCAACAGUGAGAACAGGGUCUGCUCCUCCUCAUCCUUCCAUUUCCCUUGUGGCUCCGCCUCUUCCUGUGCAGAAUGGCACUGCAACAGGAAACAAGAUCAUCCAGAUUGCUCCCAUGCCCGUCGUCCAACCCAGCGUUCACCCUAAUGCCGCAGCGGCCGUUCAUCCAGGAAGCGCCUUUCCUGUUUCUGUGGCAACAGUGAUGGCUCCCGGUGCAGCACCACCACAGACCGUUCUGCUGACCUCUCCACCCACCAGGAUCACCUACGUGCAGUCUAAUCCUGGUGUUACCACAGCAACAGCUCAACAAGCCCAACCCCCUCCAGGCGCCGCCUAUCUCCCGUCCUCUCUGGCAACUCUGGGCUUUGCUGCCAUUGCCCCACCUGGGCAAACCCUUGUUCAGCCCAUUGUUGGUCAACCGUCGGUGAUUGCUGCCCCGCCUCUGAACUGUCAGUCUCAGACCCCUCCAGGCCAGGCCUCAGCAACCGCUGGUCGUCAGGUUCUAACUGCCAUAUAUCCUGCACCAACCGUUGCACUGGCUACCAGCGUUGUUUCUGUGACGACCGUACCUCCCAGAGUGGCAACACCGUCUCAGGACCUCUUACACCCUUCUUCUCCACUGGAGGCUGGGGUGCAGGUUUCCUCUGUGGUGAUCCCUCAUCCAAGGGUGAAAGGAGAAGUGGACCAGAGGGUGGAGAUGAAGAGCGAGAGCCAUCCUAAUGCUCAUACUGAGGAUGGCAUCCAAGGGAACUCUGUUUGUGUUACUAAUUUUACAGUGGAUAACUGUACCAGCAGUCCCCCAACAGCAACAAAAAAAGAGGAGGACAUUAAAGUGGAAAAUCUACGAGAAGAACAAGGCAGAGAGAAAUGGUGUGAAGUGGACAAAGAGCAGGAGAGAGGCAUGAUGGACAGCAGUGAAAACAAGCGAUGCAGAGAGUUGGAGAAAGAGGAUAACAGCACGGGAGACAGCAGCAGCAAAGAGGAUGGAUGUCAUUCUCCUGCUCCACCACCCUCAGGGUUAGACCCCCCCCUCCCUCCUCGCCCUGAGAACAGAGAAUCCGCCUCCUCUUCAAAGAAGACCAAGUUCCGCCCCCCACCACUCAAAAAAACACCGGACUCGAUUGAUAAGGUGUUGUCAGGGACAUACUUUGAGGAGCGUUUUGCUGAGCUUCCUGAGUUUAACCCAGAGGAAGUCCUACCCUCACCCACCCUGCAAAGUCUGGCCACGUCCCCCAGAGCCAUCCUGGGAAGCUACCGCAAGAAGAGACGCAAUUCCACCGAACCGGAGGUGACGGCAGAGGACCCCAUCUCCCCGAGGAGGAAAACUCGACGUCUGUCCAGCUGCAGCUCAGAGCCCAACACCCCGAAGAGCGCGGCCAAGUGUGAGGGUGAAAUCUUCACCUUUGACCGAGCAGGUACAGACGCGGAGGAUGUCCUGGGAGACUUGGACCGGGUUCCCUACUCGUCUCUGCGUAGAACCUUAGAUCAGCGCCGGGCUCUGGUCAUGCAGCUGUUUCAGGAACAUGGCUUCUUCCCCUCAGCUCAGGCCACUGCUGCGUUUCAAGCCCGAUUCUCAGACACCUUCCCCACCAAGGCCUGCCUGCAGUUGAAGAUCCGUGAAGUUCGGCAGAAGAUCAUGCAGACAGCCACGCCUGGAGCCCCAGAACUCGGAGGGUCAUCGGAGACUAAUCCUGCCCCAUCCCACAGCUCCUCUUUCAGUCAGUCAUACCGGGAGGAUGGAGGGGAAGAGCAGCAAGAUGACAAAGUCCGGAGUCCAGAGGAGCCAAAAAGUGGCACGUUAUAAGCUGGAGCGGAUGACUAAUGAAAAAGAGAAGGGAGUGUCCCUUCCCCACAGAAUGCUCUUAUACAUGUUGGAUCAGGACUACAGAUGGUUCCAGCAGAACGGGUCUGCUGGCACUAGUUUCCUCCAGACCAGUCCUGGGCAGAAACACUUUGGAAUAUGGUCAUAAAUAUUCAAACUACUCAAGGUGCACUUGAAUUAUUGUAUCACACAACUAAAAAAAAGGCCUCAAAAG